AUGUUGCUCGCCGAGGAUCCAGCAACGCUGAUCCACCACACCAUCAACAACUUCAACAUCCAACCCGACAAGACAGCCGUCUCGCGAAUUACCGAGUCCCUCUCGACACUGCAGCAGGCCCGAGAGCUGCGUGUGCGCGAGGCCGAGGCGGCGCUAAAGAAGCUUUCGCGACAGCUCAGCACACUAUCGUCGCAGCACGACGAACUCGCGGCGGCGUCAUCGUCGGCCGACCACGCCUCGCACAUCGCUACGCUCGACACGCAUAAAUUCCGCACUGCCAAGGCUGCGUCCGAUGCCGAGGCUGAGGCCGAGCGGCUGGCUACCCAGGCAGCCGACCUCGGGGCACGGCUGCAGGAGCUCGACCUCCAAGGUAUCGAGGGCGAUGAGGCGGCACGACCGAGAGACCCCGUCGACGACGAGGUUCUUCUGCGGUUAAAGGUCUACCGAAGCCUUGGCAUCGACAUUGAGCGCGACGGGAAGGAUGGCGAUUGGACCAAGGCGGUAGUGAGGAACGAUGGCAAGGGGGACGUGCACGUCGUCAACAUGGACAGGAAGUUUUCGCGCUUCUUUUAUGCAAACUAUUUCUGGAAAACACUGGGAGGUGCUGCCCCUCAAUCGCCUUGA
Drechmeria coniospora is the source of this 624-nucleotide messenger RNA. RefSeq names its product kinetochore protein spc24. Lineage: Eukaryota; Fungi; Ascomycota; Sordariomycetes; Hypocreales; Ophiocordycipitaceae. The record is from RefSeq and is a predicted model, not a curated record. The transcript is spliced from 2 exons. Bases 1 to 624 code for a protein of 207 amino acids.